Salvia miltiorrhiza (redroot sage) is the source of this 1095-nucleotide messenger RNA. RefSeq lists its product as uncharacterized. Bases 83 to 919 code for a protein of 278 amino acids. The record is from RefSeq and is a predicted model, not a curated record. The transcript is spliced from 2 exons. Lineage: Eukaryota; Viridiplantae; Streptophyta; Magnoliopsida; Lamiales; Lamiaceae.
AGCAAUUAUUAGAGAUUUGGGGCUCACUGAAGACGCGAUUAAUCGAAUAUUGUGUGGUAGCCCGCAGUUGGAAGUCUUAAUCAUGUCUUUUGGAGAAAGAGGUGAAAGCAUGUCUAUCCGAUCUACUAGUUUGAAAGAGCUUUCGAUUUACAAGUAUGAUGACGGUGUACAGGGUUAUGCUGCUUAUGUAUCUACUUCUACGGAGCUGAGAAUUUGGACUCCAAAUCUUAAAACCUUAGAAAUUAGAGGAAUUCCAUUUAGCAAGUGUUUGCUGAUGAAUGUCUCAUCUUUAACCGAUGCAACUCUUCGGUACUCUCAUCAUCCAAAUGAGGGCACAUGUUGUGAUGACUUUUCCGGGAUCGAUGACUUUUUAUCAUCAAACCAUUUUGUUGGAGAUUUAUUUGGUCAACUUCUUCCAAGCAUCCAACACGUUGAAAACAUCACAUUGUUACCUUGUUGCGUCCAGGUGCUUCGAGCUAUGAUAGAGGGAUGCAUGAAUUCAUCUUCUCCUAAUGUCAAGCUCUUACGGUUCAGAUCUGAUUGCAUUGAAAUAAUUACAAUUGAGAUUUUCCCCCUAUCAAAAAAGUUAGUCAUUAAAGUUGAAGGAAGAUGCAGAAACGAAGAUUUAAUCUUUGCAUCUUGCAUCUACCGCGAGUUUGAAGAAAAUCUUCCUAUGUCGUUUGUGCUGCAAUUGGGGACAAUUGAGUUUAUUUUGGAGGAUAUUUUGGAGGAUGAUAUCAUAUUUCCAUGUCUCGAGUUUCUGUUGAAAAAUGCAAGUAGGCUCGAAAAGAUUGUGUUCCGAGUAAAAGGAUCCGUGCAACAUUCACAGAGUUUAGAGUCUUUGUCUCGUGCAUCACAGAAGCUGCUAAAAAUGCCAAGAUCGUCGCGAACUGCAGAAUUCACUUUUUGUGAAUAUUGAUCUACCAAGUUAUGUCUUCAAUCAUAGAGGAAUGCUGGUAACUGGUAACUGAUAGUUUUGCUUCAUUUGACUACUCGUCAUGUUUCAAUUUUUGUUUCCUCUAUUUGUUUCAUUUUGGGGAUUAUAUUUGUUUAUUUAGGGAAGCAGAGCAAUUUGACACUUUUGGAUCAAGUUGA